Molecule: messenger RNA, 3895 nt
Organism: Cherax quadricarinatus
Lineage: Eukaryota; Metazoa; Arthropoda; Malacostraca; Decapoda; Parastacidae
Source: RefSeq, a predicted model, not a curated record
AUCAGCCAGCACGAAAGGUGGUUCAAUGUCAGCCUCGACACACGUGUGAGAUUUUCCCAGAAGCUAUUUUUUUUUUUUUUGGUGGGGUGGGCACCCACCGUGAAGUACAAAGUAAAAGAUGGUAGUGAGAGUGUCCAGGAGGAGGUACCACGCCGCUACACCUUGUUGAUGAGGCCAGUGUGUGGGAGCGAGGCGUGGCGGUGGGCGUGGUCAGUGUGUGGGUGUGAGGCGUGGCGGUGGGCGUGCGGGCGGCGGGCAUGAUGAGCGCCUCUGUGGUGAGUGAGCUCCAGGCUGCCAUACUCUCACCACACCCACAAGCUGUGAGACACCUUCUCGACCUCCACGCCCACGUCCUCAGGGAACGCCCGUCCUGCCUCAAGGAUGGCUGGUCGCCUCUCCACGUGUUGGCCAAGUCUGGCGAAGACUACAUUGCUUCUUUCUGCAAGAGACUACGAGAAAAUGGACUCGAAGUGCGGGAGGACUGGGGCAAACCCAAUAGUUCCGGCGACGGCCGGCGGGACGAAGACCUAGCCACUCAACCCAAGGUACUGACCACAUACGGUGUGAAAACCCACGACGGCCCGCCUCUCCGCAAGGACACUCCUCACGUCCCUGAGAGCUUCAAGACGCCGCCGCACCCACCGUGGGCUUGGGCGAGAGAACCAUCACAAGAGAGGCACCAUCAGGCCAGGAUGGCCAUUGUGUAUAUGUUAUGUGAUGCUGGCGUGGAUAUCAAUGGCCGGGACGCGUCUGGUCUCACUCCCCUCCACUACGCUGCUCGCAGAGGCGAUGCAGCUGUGUGUGACGCACUACUGCAGUGUGGUGCUGACCUUCACGCACAACACGAUGGUGUUAGUCUCUGGGAGGAGGUUGAAGUAGCUGCCAGCUCAGAACGGAAAGAAAAGAGACUUAAUCAGAUCAAUAAAGGACAUCAGAAACCAUCCCGGAACACUCAAAAACCCGACGAUAAAGAAAAGGAAUUAGACGAAGUAGACGAGGAAGAGGAAGUGAAUGUAUCUCAACCAAGUAACCCAAGUCAGGCACACUCUCGCAAGUGUCAUGAACACAACCCGUCCUUUCCUCACCUUCUGCACAAACGUGACCACUGCCGCCAAGACUACAAUACCGAAUAUGAAGACGAUUAUUGGGAUGACCUCGAUCCCAGGCAGCCGAUAUGUGGUCCUGCCGUGGCGGUGCAGCGUGUUUUCAGGUUCUACUGUCCUGGUCUCUGGAGAGCUGUGGCUACAGAAAACAUAAGCAAGGUUCGUCAACUGGUUAAUUCAUGGUGUCGAGUUGACCUGAUCCGUGGAGGAAUGACCUUGAAGGAACUAGCCAUUAGCACUGGCAAUGAAGCCAUUAUUUCCCUCCUAUUGAGCAUCAAGCCUUCCAUGUGUCUCGUCCACCAUUCCCUGGCAGGGAAUGUAUCGGCUGUGAGAGAACUCUUGGAAUCCCCCACCAGAAAAAAAAUUAAUAUUGACAUCAGAAAGCUUAGCGAGCGAGGGGCACCACUGUUAUUCUUUCUCAUCCGUGGUGGCCAUCACGAGCUGAUCAAGGAGCUGAGGCACCAUGGAGCCUCCCUCUACACCCAGAUGCUGGAUGACUCUAUGAUGGAUGUUCCAGUAAUCUUCACAGCGCUUGAGUCCUGGAUGGAUCCUGAGGUAGUGAAGAGUCUACUUCCUACUGCAGUAUCCAGAGAGGCUCGGCUCUUAGAGCGUGUGUGGAACCGGGGAAAAAAUGUUCUUAGACAGGCCGUAGAAAAUGGAGUUCAUAUUGAUGCUAUCAAAGCAAUCAUUGAAGUUGGUGGUCCAGCAUUGGUGUGUGAGCGUGACCCUGAGGGACUGACAGUAGUAGAUGUGGCCUUGAAAAACAAACGUGAAGACCUGGUACAGCUCAUGGAUGGUUUUGUAGCCCUUUGGCUAACCCGACCCGACAUCUACCCCAGACGGCGUGACCUCUUAGCCCUGCGUGGGUUUGGUCGCUUAGAAACUGUGGCAGAGGCACAAGAGAGUCUUGAACAGGACAUUGGGCUGUUCCUUCAAGAGUACAGAAGAUGUCAGGGUGUGCUGCAGCAGAUGUUCCAAGCAGUGAAAGAUGGCGAGACAGCGAGAGCCCAGCAGCUGCUCUACUUUGAGAGUGACAUCUUUUAUUUAGUGGACCUACUUUGGCAGGGUAGGCUUGAGCUUACACAGUAGCCAGACAAUCAGAUUUGACAGUUCUACAGAGCAGUACACUCUUGAAUGAUCCAGCUUAAACACAAAGAAUAAGGCUUCGUUCGGAUUAAUCAUUCUUCCCUAAGAUGCAACCAACAAUGGUUCAACUUUUGGGUAUUUAUUUACAGGUAGGUAACGGGAAAAGCACAUACCUGGAAACUUGCCCACAUGUCUUGCCCUUCCUAGGAUUCAACCCAGGUUAUUUUAAUUAUGAACCAAAUUACAAAGAUAUUACUUUUGUAUGGAGUGGAGGGCCUGUAGCAGGAAAUAAAAAUGAAAGGGUCUGCAGAUAUAGCUUUUUGAGCCUACGAAUAAAUCAAGUUGUGUGUAGCUUUUCUGGAAAUGUCAGGCCUGAGACUGUGCUGGCUAUCUGCUAAAAUUUAACUACCAUACACCUUUUUAAAACUGUAGAUUUUUUAGCACCAUAGACUAUCGCAAUACAUUUUAACAGACUUUUAAGCACCAUAAACUUUUUAAUGCCAAAAAAUUUUAUACUAUGAUCAACUGUACAUAAGGUUUUCUUAAUACUGUAGAUUUUUGCAUUAAAACGUAGUACGAUGGCUAAUGGUGUCUGAUAUUUUAUGUUCAGUACACUAUAGUUUUGCUGGCACUUUAUAACCCAGGAGAUGAAGAUGGUAGCAUUGUAAAAGGCACAUCCACUCUUUCAAAAUAUAUUUAUGAUAGUUUAUAAAACAGCAGAGCUCACUUAACAUUUUAUAAUGAAAGAUGAACACAAUACCUGAAAAAAUUAACAAUAUUAUUCCCUAAUGAAAUUAUGACAUUAUAGAAGUGCCAUAUGCAUAAAUUUAAUUGUGUGUGUGCUGUAUUGUGCAAGAAAUGAACUGUCUAGCCUAACCCCAUCACUUCCAAAUUUUUAAACCAGAAAAACACACACAUCACAAAUAGCUGUUCAACUUGCAUAAUAAUUGGAAGCAAAAUGAUACAAUCUUCCUCAUGACCUACUUAUUACAGCAAUACAUGUAUAAUCCUUUUCAAUUUUAGAUGAAGGCUUUUCAUGGAAUGUCAGUAUUAAUCCAACAAAAUAAUUAUGUAUGGAUACAUGUUCUAGGAAAUAUGGUGUUAUUCUCACAAUCUGUUAUUAAAACAUUGACAGGAGACUGCCAUUAUAAAAAGAUUAUACAUAUUCAGUAGGAGUAAUGUAAUGUCUGAACUAGAUGCUUGUCCAGAAAUUACAUUCUUAUGAAUUUGAACAUUAAUGUUAUUAAAGCAUUGUGCAAGGAAGUAUGGCUGCAUGAAUUUUUGUCCUCUUGCUUUUGAUGCAAAAUUAAAUUGUAGCAAAAGUUGAUAUGUGCAACAAUUAAGUAUCUUUAUUUUGAAACAUUUUAAACACUUCAAAUUUCAAAAUAAUAAUACUUAACUGUUACCCAUGUGUUUAACUUAUCUGCUAUUAUUUAUUAUUUUUUAUUAUCACACCGGCCGAUUCCCACCAAGGCAGGGUGGCCCGAAAAAGAAAAACUUUCACCAUCAUUCACUCCAUCACUGUCUUGCCAGAAGGGUGCUUUACACUACAGUUUUUAAACUGCAACAUUAACACCCCUCCUUCAGAGUGCAGGCACUGUACUUCCCAUCUCCAGGACUCAAGUCCGGCCUGCCGGUUUCCCUGAAUCCCUUCAUAAAUGUUACUUUGCUCACACUCCAACAGCACGUCAAGUAUUAAAAACCAU